Salvelinus fontinalis (brook trout) is the source of this 2412-nucleotide messenger RNA. RefSeq names its product peptidyl-prolyl cis-trans isomerase FKBP8-like. Lineage: Eukaryota; Metazoa; Chordata; Actinopteri; Salmoniformes; Salmonidae. The transcript has 9 exons. Gene Ontology annotation, molecular function: peptidyl-prolyl cis-trans isomerase activity; protein binding. The record is from RefSeq and is a predicted model, not a curated record. The coding region runs from base 289 to 1488 and encodes 399 amino acids.
CACUGUGGGGUUCGAUAUGGUGGCUGGUGGCUCUCAAUUGCAAUUAAUCUGUUUGACUGUCACCUGGAUCUACCAAUCGCGUGAUUGCUUACAGAGGAUGAGCCAAUAGAAAUAAAGGAACGAUGUCAGGCCAAGUCUUUCUACGCCUGCUAAAUUAGGUUAUUGGUUUAGGCCCAAGGUGAACUCAGGAAGAGUCUGCCAUUGCAUGACAGAAGCAUCAAGCAAAGCAAGCUAUCGUCACAAACACUUCGAUCAGGUAUUCUGUCCUUUUAUCAAGCAUAUCAUAAGAUGACUGACAAGGAGGAUGUGACUGGUGCUGGUGAUAACCCAGAGGUGAUUCUAACAGGGAAGAAGUCAGGGAAAGCCUCGCUGCUGGACAGUGGGGAAGACUUUGAGAUGUUGGAUGAUGAUGAAAUUGAUGAUGACCCUCCUCCUUUGGAAGAUGCUGGGAGUGGGAAGAAGACUAAAAAAGAGCCUGCAGAGGACCAACAUGCUAGCCCUUCAUCUCUAGUAGAUGAGUGGAUGGAUAUACUAGGUAAUGGCCAGCUAAGGAAGAAAGUUCUGCGGGCAGGGAAUGGGCCAGACAGCAGACCCACAAAAGGCCAGAAUGUUGUGAUUCACCUGAAGACUUCACUGGCUGAUGGGACUCUAGUAGAAGAGCAACCGGAGCUGUCUUUCACUCUGGGAGAUGGUGAUGUCAUCCAGGCUCUGGAUCUCACAGUGCAGCUCAUGGAAAUGGGGGAGAAGGCCCUCGUCCAAGCCGACGCUAAAUAUGCAUAUGGUGCCCUGGGGAGCCUUGCCCCGGAGGUGCUUCCCAGUGCUGAUCUGGCCCUGGAGGUACAGCUGCUGGAUGCCACUGAGGCCCUCGACCUUGAGCUCCUCUCCCCCCAGGAGAGGGUCGCCCUGGCUGGGCAGAAGAGGGAGAGGGGGAAUGUCUACUACCAGAGAGGAGACUACGCCUUCGCUGUAAACUCUUAUGGCUUUGCCCUGCAGAUCACUGAGUCCAGCUCUAAAGUGGACAUUAGCCCAGAGGAAGAGGAGGAGCUGAUGGACAUUAAGGUGAAGUGUCUAAACAACAUGGCAGCUGCCCAGCUCAAGUUGGAUCACUACGAAGCAGCACUACGGUCCUGUGUUUCAGUGCUGGUCCACCAGCCAGACAACAUCAAAGCCCUAUUCCGCAAAGGCAAGGUAUUGGCCUUGCAAGGAGAAUAUGCUGACGCUAUAAGGAAUUUGAAGAUGGCCCUGAAGUUGGAACCAAGCAACAAGACCAUCCACUCAGAACUCUCUAGGCUGGUGAAGAAGCACUCGGAGCAGAAAGGCGCAGAGCAAGCCAUGUACAAGAAGAUGCUAGGCAACCCAGGCAGCGAUAGCAUGCAGAAACACCAGGCCAGGUCAUCAUGGGGUGUCAGCUGGAAAUGGCUGUUCGGUGCCACGGCUGUAGCCAUCGGAGGUGUCGCCUUGUCAGUUGUCAUAGCUGCCAGAAAUUAGAUUAGACCAAUACAUUUUCUGGUGAUUGCCUGCACCCUCCACAGUGGGACCCCACAAAAAGCAACUGGACAUCUGGCAGUGCCUGUUGGAACUGGUAAAAAAAAAAAGGGGGCACAGAAAUGGCUUUAUCUGCCACAACCUUUAGUGUGACGGUCCAUAAGUUUCUCACACUGUUCUGUCACUGCUUGGGAGAAUUAUGACAAAUACUAUACAAUAAACAUUUGUAUAUGAAAAGUACUUACCACUUUUUAAAUGUGCAUAUGGCCAUUUAUUUCCAGAGACAAAUUGUUAAUUGCUCCUAUAUGGUAAUGAUUCUAAAUAUAUAUUGAUUGAGCACUCUGAAAUGAGAAUUCUAUGAAUGAUCGGUCAAAGUUAUUUAAAAUUAGCGAAUGUGAUAUGGUCCUAUAUUUUUAAAGCAUAUAAUUGUGCAAUUUUAUUGCUGAUAAUUUGUUCUUCGUAUUCUGCUUUUGAUCUUUUACUGGGACAGUGCCAAUGAUGGGUAUGAGAUUAAUCUAGAUGCUGUAUUAUCUGGCCCUGGGAUCCCCACACAAUCUUGGUUGAUGGGAACUGUCACAUUUUUUUAAAUGGCAGAAAGAAGAAACUCUAAGUCAAUGGAGAAUACCUCACUUUUGAUAAUUCUGAGAACAAAUUUUGAAAGGUGUACCUUCUAAAUCCAAUUUUAGUUUAGGUCAGUUUAACAAAAUGGCUAUUUGAUUAUCAUUUUGUUAUAUUCAGGAUACUUGUUAUAUUCAUGAUAUGUGUUAUAUUCAUGAUACUUCUCACCAAAUGAGAAGUGUCAUGUUUUCUCUACAACAGACUAUAUGUAAAAAGACAGUCAAGUGUUGCAGACAUAGUUUGAGUUUCUCACAUUCCUUUAUUUGUUAAUUUUGUAUUUAUUUCAAUAAAAGUUUGUCAAUUCUGUUA